Messenger RNA from Schistosoma haematobium, 8455 nucleotides. It is a transcript of the gene CSPP1, whose product is annotated as Centrosome and spindle pole associated protein 1. The transcript has 3 exons. NCBI's taxonomy places the organism in Eukaryota, Metazoa, Platyhelminthes, Trematoda, Strigeidida, Schistosomatidae. Bases 1486 to 3930 code for a protein of 814 amino acids. The record is from RefSeq and is a predicted model, not a curated record.
UUUUCAAGUAAACCAAACUGAAUCAUCCGUUAAAGUAGAACCUCGAAAUUCAUUUGCUAACAACCGGAUUAUUAUGCAGAAAGUAAAUAGCUUCACGGUGAUCGAUGUUUUCUUAACUGAUAUUGUUGUAGUGAGGUUGGUUUCGGACACAGAAACGUAAAUUGUACAGCUCAUUUCUCUCUGGCCUUUCCUAAUAUAUGUUUUUCACAGUUUACAACCGCACUUGUCUAAACUACCAUUAUGUUUUUGUCGCAUCAAUCAAUGUAGAUUAACAACCAAAGUCCUUGAUUGUGCAGCUUACUAUUCGAGAACCCAAGUGUUUUCUUUAGGCACAGUACUUUAUAAAACCUAAACGAUUUCUCUACCUAACGACUCUGUUAUAUCUUCAGUAACUAUCUCGAAAUGUCUCUUUUGAUAUUAAGAAGUUCGUGACUGAGUGGGUCAGGGUGAUGAAUUCGUGAACUUGUCUUCUGUUGCAUGGCAGCUUCAUCCUUAAGUAUUUUACUCCACGUUCUAAAAUCAGGCGCGUUGGUAAACAGGGGACCUGAAUAAAAAGUAUUGACUACCUCGGGAAAUGCAGUCAGAGCAGCAAUAUAUAAGAUGUAAAGGGUUCAGAGAUAUAUUCGAGAGAACAUCAAUAUAUCGAGAAAUGACUAAUCUAAGAUGACUGACGACUGUAGGAUUUGUGAGGUAUGACGUAUACAAUCGUGAUCUGUUGCGGAUUCGUGAUCGAGCGCCUUCAGUUAGAGGAAUCCAGUCAAGCUAAUGCAGUCAGCACCAAAUGUCGAAGACCCAAAGAGCUAUUGAUUUUGAGGAUUUACUUACCGCUAAAAUUAUAACAACAAUCAGACCUGAUAUCCUAAUGAAAACUGACUAAUGUAGGAAAUUUCUACUAUCCAGCUCUGUGGUAAAGAUAGGGAUCGUCUGUAUUGUAAUUGAUAUCACUUACAAAGCAAUGAAAAUCCAAUCACUGUCUCACGUCAAAGUACCUCUGUUCUGUUCACUUGGAAAUAUUCUGUCGAUUAUACUUAUUAAAUUCAUAUCAGUAAAAGCAGGCCAAAUCAUCAUUCAUGUGUUGUUGAGCGAGGAAUGAACUAAUGGUUCUGAAAAGUUAAUUGACCUCAUACGAACUCACUAUCAAAAUCCUAAACUAGAACAUCAGAUUCAGUGAAUUUUUCACAGCUUUGUUAUGGACUUUCCGAAACUUUCUAACAUGAUGCACUCGUCACGAAGAUAGUACUUAUCAGACAUUAGGAUACAUUGUACCACUUCUCUAUGACAUAUGUCCGCUUGAAAUUUAUCUAUACGUUCCCUUAUAUUACUUGUAUGCUCAUCAGGAAUCAGUCUUCAUUUAUUAUACUGCUAUCCCAUUUGUGUUUAAAUCUUUCACGAGGUAAAUAAAGUAAACACAAUGCUAUGAAAUCGUAGCAACUGAAUUUAACCACAACUCAUAUAGUAGUGUUGUACAUAGGCAAUAACUUAAUUAUGAAUCAUUUGAAUAUUCCACGUGAAGAAAACUUCUUUUCUAAAUUCGGACAGUAUGAAUUCGAGAGAGCAAAGAAGCGUGAAGAACUUAUGCAAGACUACUUGGAAUUCAAACAAAGAGAGGAAAAGAGCUUCCAUAAUAGAUUCUCCGAUAAAAAGAAAAAUUGUCAUCGACCACUUGACUCCUCGGGACCUUUGGAGGUGCUUGACAGUUUUCCAAAUAUAAAUGAAUCGUUUGGUGUACAAUAUGAGCUACCAAAGAGUGAUUUUGGAUGCAGGUUGACGGAACUAGAAAAGAAAAUCAACACCCUGUUUAACGAUCAAAGGCCUGUAGUGCACUCUAACAGACCUGAUGUAAAUGAUAAAUCCUUAGUAACAUAUGAUAGGGGUGUUCCCAUUAUCAAGGAAUUAAAGAACAACUCAGUACCUAACAGUCCGGAUGCAGCAGACAACAGAUACGAAGAUUUAAAAAAACGUCUACACCAAAUAACUGAAGCAGACAAACAUCUUAGUCUUAUAGAGGAAGAAUACAAUAAGCUAAAGAAUAUUCAAAGUCCGUAUACGUUAGACCAUAAAAAUCCAACGAACCAGGGUCUUCGUAACUUAUCGUUCAACUCGUGGAAGUCUGAAAAGAAUGAAGUAAAAUACUCGGAGCAAAAUUUAAAGGAUAAUUACAGAAAAGAGUUAGAGUCACAAAUUGCUGAGACAGAGAGAAAGCGUUCAUAUGAAAAGGCAGAUAGCAUAAAAGACAGUGCUAUGUGCCCAAUACCCACUUAUGCAUAUAGAAAUUCAGAAAUGGAGUCAAAUAAAAUAAACUCAAAUGAGACACAUUUAAAUUCGACAGAAUGUUUAUACUUUGAUGUAGGACAAAGAGAUUUGCUCGCAAUAAAUACAUCACCCUCUGGAAUGUUGAAUGUUAGUGUUGGUAGUGGUAAGAAUGUGAAUACAGUGCAAAACCCAACGGACCUAAAAUUUAAAAAAAUGCAGUAUGCUGAGGAGUUAAAAAAACAAAUUGAGGAGGCAAGGGCGAAAAAAGCUAAGCAGAAAGAGGAUGACGAAGAAUAUAAUAGAAAGAUCGAGGAGCAGAACUGCAACCUUGACUUAUCAAGAGAAAUCCAUCCUCCUCAACAAAACAUGUCGAAUUCUGUCAACCCCGAACAAUUUCCUGACCAACAGGCGCGUACCGGUCUAGAUGUGUCGAAAGAAAUCCACUUUGAAGCUUCAGAUACAGCUUCAACAAAUUUCGAACCUAAUUUCGCCAGAGGUGGACAUGGAAUAUUUGGCAGCCCAUUAACGGAGAUACAGAAACACAAUCUCCAAAAGUACAAAAAAGAACUGAAUCAGCAGAUAGCGGAGAGACGUCAGUUUAUGGAGCUUAAGAAACAAAAAGAAAUUGAGCUUGAGCAACGCGAGAUGGAAAGGAUUAGAGUAGAACGGUUGAAAAUGCAGAAAGAGUUCGAAGCGGAACAAGAACGGAAGCAAAAUAAAGUUGAGCGAGAUAUUCAACAACUGAGCGACAAAAGUGAUGAGUAUAAAUUAAAACGUAAAGAAGAGCAUACUGGAAAUAAAACAAAGUCGGUUGAGAUGAGGAACACUAGGUACAAACAUCCAUCAAAAAAGAUGAAGUCACCAACAUGCAGUCCUAAAAUCUUAAUAGGACCAGAAGCCAGCAAACUAAACCACUUGAAGCAGUUUGGUAGUGAGACAUCUGAUAAACACAGCAGUGAAAAGACGCAGUCAAUACUGAAACAGCUAACCGCAUUAAAAGUUCAACUAGACAGGGAAAAAUCCAAAACUGAGUCGGUGUAUUACCAACAGAAACAUACUCGUGGUAAUAACAAAGAACGUAUGGAGGUUGGCACAUGUAAACAACGAUCCCGACCCCGAAUGAACAUAAAAGCUGUAGAACUAUUCCAAGAUGCUUCAGUUUUUAAUAAAAAUAACACUCAUGUUUCUUCAGGGCGAAUGCCUAGUCAUGUUCAGGACGUUGAGCCCGAAAGUUUGUUGGAAGAGCCUUACAUAGAAGAUUUAAGAGAUGUAGACCGGAAACAGAUAACUCUCUUGAGAAAGCAAAACAAUCAUCUCCAAGAGUUGAGAACGGAACUGUUGCAAAAUAUUAAGGAUAAAAGCAGAGGUCAUUCAGUAAGGGAGAAGAAUGUUCAAAACUGCAACCCAUCCGCAAUGCAAAACCCAAUAUUAGAUGAGAAUGAUUCGCUAAUUAAAUCUCAAAAUGAGUCAGAUGAGAUGCUACACUCAACUUCUUUGUCUAACGGGUCUAUUGACCUAAAUCAAAUCGCCGAAAAAAAUAAGCAGCGUUUGUUGAGACUAGAUGCGAUCCAGCUAUUAACUGAAGUAAGUGACGAUCCUGAAUCAGUUUUACAGCGUUUCGUUGGUGAACAUGACAGGAUGUUUUCAAGUGAACACAAAAACAACAUUUUUAACUAGUUCAACUCGACGUCCCGUAUUUCAGUCUUACUGACAUAAUCUUUAGAGUAUAUGUAAGCCAUAUAUCUGUAAUAUAUUUCUGAGGAAAAUGUAUCUAAGUACAUUUCAUUAAUAAUUCAUGUACUGAGAUUAUUCCAGGAAUUUUAUAAAAGAUAUUAUUGUUUAGAACCUAUGGGUUUAUUUUAUCUUAUAAUCGGUUCUAGGAUUCAAGGAAAUAUUCAUCAUUAGGACUGCAAAAAUAUGAUCAUACGAGAAUAAACGUCUGAAAACCAUUCUUAGCUUAUUUAUCUCAAUGUAGUCAUCAGGUAUUGGAGUAAAGAAUAAUUAAUCUGUAGUUUAAUGCGUAAUUUAUAUUGAUAAGUGCACUUUGAGAAACUUGCAAAAUUUGUAUUAAUUGGACAACAAAAGUUGCUUAUAGCCUUUACAGGUGAAAUCAACUCAAGUAAAAACGUUACGGUUCAUAUAAGUGAAAAACUGAAUUAUCUAGUAGUCUCAUAAGAUACAGACUCAAGUAAUGUAAUGUCCAGACACUAAACGAUGAGAAUGAAAUUAAGAGGAAGUUACUGAGGUAAAGCUCUAAAUUAUUAUUCAAAUAUGAAAAGAGAAUUACUGUAAUGUCCAAUACGUUCAUACGCAAGCAAAUUACAGAGUUCUCUUUACAUACAGUAAAAGAGCAGUCCAUGUUUUACGUGUGACAGUUUGGAAGGUUAUAAGGGCACUAAACCAAAUAUUAGUAACCCAACUUUCGGUAAGACAAUUUAGAAGUACACUAUAAUUACUUUUACAAAAUAAGUUUCACAGAAGUAUAAUGAUACAAAACGGGAAACUGUGGUGUAAUUUACUUCCACACCAGAAAGCAUUGCAAAUCAACGUAAGCCGUGGCCGGUUAUACCCCAUAAGUGACCAAACCACCUCAUUCGAAGAGCGAUUACCUUGCAAACCGACCUGUCAUCUUUAACUAAUACUCUGAGUCCAGCGUCAGCAACGCUUACUCGGUGGUCUCGGCACACCAGGAUAAUACUCUGGAUGGAAAACAUUAGUAACGUAUCUACUCCAAUAGCCACGUUUCACCGCCAUAACGUCAAGCAGAACCUAAUGUUGUUCGCUGUACUUGCCCCUUGAUUAGCAGGCAAAUAUCUCUCCUGUCUGACAGGUGACGAAAUUUGGUAACAGCCAACCGAGCUUUCUGAAUCCGUAUCAAGAUUUCACCACAGACCAACCAUCUAGGACUUCUGGAACUUCUGAAACAAGAGAACUAGUUGACGCUCCCAAUUCAUUCAACACCUGUGAUCAAUCUAGACGAUGAUGUAGAUCAGUCCUGAUGAAAGUGCAUCUCACACAAGCUUGAAUUUUUAUCAAAGGUGAUCAGAAGACUGUAUUUUUACCAGCGUUCUCAUAGAAGUAUCUUAUCUGCAUGUUUUGAGUCAAUAAGUGAGUCUCCCGGUAGGAAAACAACCCAUAGGAAGUGAGAGGACGAGUGUAUUAUCUCUCAAAGAAUGUCUAAAACAAAGUUAAAUAAGAAUAGGGAAAGUAUGCAAACCUGAUAUGUGAAGUUAUAGGUUCCAUAGCCUAGUUGUAGUAAUUAAUAUGAAGAGACAAGUUGAAUAUUAAAAUACGCAUUAUCGCUAGCUGUACACUCGUAAUUUUAAUCGAAACUAAACUUCAACAGAACUAUCGUCUGAAAACUAGAAAUUUAGUCUGUCUUAGGCUACAUGUAUGACUAAUCAUUCGUAAUUAUAAAACGGAAGUUGCAUAAUGAUUCGAGGUCAAAUUUAUUUUCAUCGGCAACAACUGACAAACACACUGGAGGGUUUUACGAUUUGUUAUCAUCCAGUAUAUAUGUAGUUUCCGACUCUUCGAAGCUACCAAACACACAUCCCAUUCAUGGCUGAAAAUAACACUUAUUGAGUUUACAGGUUGAUUUAGUGAAUACAGCAAACAAAAUUUCAACCGCAUCUAUCGCAAUGCCAUACGGUCAUUUUAUUUCUCCUGCUCAGUAUUGAUCGAUUCACCAUUUCAAUGCAAAACUCGAUGCCCGAUUCCAAUAUUUGCUAGCUACUUCUUGCAUCACAAAUUAUCAACAGGUUGAUUCUAACUUCAGAUCAACACGGUGCUCAAAAAUACACAAUAACUUGGAGAGUGCUGUUAAUAUUCUUAUCUAGGAAUUACUACAAGAGAUUAUGGCACUUGCAAUUUGAAAGACGGACUUACGUUUCGGUAUUUCAUAUAAGAAUUAAGAAGUUGUACUUGAGUACAUUUUUAUAAGGUUUGUCAGAGCUGAGGAAAUGGUAUCUUCCAUAUCUUCGUCGGAUUAAUUACUUCCCGAAUUUGAGUACAUCUUGAAUAAAAUUCACCAAAAUGCCCACGAAAUACUAGACAACAGUUUAUUCAUCAAAUAAAAUGAAUUAGUAUAAGUCUGACUAUAAUUUAGCACCCAACUUCCAUAAGUCAGAGCCAAGAUAUGUAUAAAAGGCAUGAUUUUCAAGAGUGAAGUAAAUGUAGUAAGGUUUGAAUGCUUAUACAGUUAUAAGCCUUCAUAUAACCAGUAUACUUUACCGUGGGCCUAUCAUUAUUUUUAUGUUAGAUAAAAAAUAUUUUUUUAGCCAACCUGAGCUUUUUCUUUUGAAAAUUCACAGAAAUGAUUCGUUUGAGAUACUCAUUAUUUUGAAUGCAGGAGACUGAAGUAUAGCUGAUAGGAAUCAUUUAACCACCCCAAUUACGUAGACGUAUUAAACUCGGGAUAAUACUGAGUAAAUGAUGUAUGGUAUUCUUAAAGGUGAGGUUAAGAGCAACUACAUGAAAAACAAAUAGAGUUUAGUUGUCAUUAAGAAACAACCCAAUAGUCACUCAUACAUAAGUAAGGAAUGGCAUCCCGACCGAAGCUGCUACGUUGACGCGGUCGUCGGGCUUGCCUAUCGUGAUGACCCAACCGAGCUAUAUUGGCUGGAACAUAUGUUCCUGAAGGUCCUACCAUGCCAGGCAGGUCGAUUGGAGAACGGUAAGACUAAAAGCAGCAACUCAAGGUCUGAGGGAGAAGUCGUACUGCUGACUGUAGAGGGGUGUGACAGCAGUAAGGUGUUUCCCUCGGACAACCAGCAUCUGCAGCGAUGCUGCCUUCCCAAAGGGAGGGGUGGGAUUAGAAAAGGUCGACCCUAAAACUGUCACACCUCACAUUACCUCACGGAUUUCCGUCUCCGGUGGUAACGCCAUUUGAAGAACGGAGCUAACACAUUAAAAACCUUCCACGAAAGGGCCGUGCGCGACCGGCCUCAAGCAGUUGUCCCUUGGGCUCAGUGGUCACGUUCCCAGGUCGUUAAAACCAACACUAAUCCGACUUCUUUUUCAAGUUCCUCAAGAAAUACCCUUCCACGGUAUGGGCAGCCGGGAAGCGAUAUCAGCCCUCAUACCCCUAACAGCACACGAGACCAAGUUGGUCACAUUCAAAUCCUUCCUACACCUCUUAAUACCUCUCUUAUCUCCAUGACUAACCCUCCUCACGUCCCUUUAUCACCUCGCACCGCUAGGGCAAACGAUUCGAGUACGUGGAACUCUAUUCCUGGUCUCCUGAAACCACGCUCUAAACUACACAUAGGAGCUUUUAACGUACGAACACUGUGCCAAAUAGGACAACAGGCUUCCUUAGCUAGGAUUUUAGAAUCCCACGCCAUCGAUGUGUGCUGCGUCUCCGAAACGCGCAUACAGGAUCCGAGUAGCGUCAUUCAUGUAUGUAUCUGGAAGCCUUGAUUCUGCUUCCCGUGGCCUAGCCGGCGUAGUUAUAGUAUUGAGUCCUAGGGUAGAACUAUCUCUCUUAGAGUGGAUUUCAGUAGACAGUCGUUUGUGCGCUGUCCGACUGAACGGAACAGUAAGAAUCCGGAAAGAUAGGGACACUCGUCGUUUCCUCUUCGUCGUCUCUGCCUAUUCUCCCACUGAGUGCAGCGCAGAUGAUGUAGAAGAUGUGUUUUACAGAAAGCACUCCGACCUUCUCCGAAAAGCUAGGCGCUCUGAUGUAGUAAUAGUGGCCGGUGACUUUAAUGCUCAAGUUGGUAAACUAAGCGAUAGAGAAAGACACCUGGGUGGAUCUUAUAGUGUCGUGGCUCAAAGAACAGAUAAUGGCAACCGUCUGUUGCAACUAUGCUCAGAUAACUGCCUCUUUCUUGAAAAUACUAAUUUUAAGCGUAAGGAAAAACAUCUUUUAACAUGGAGACCGCCUAAUUCAUCCCAACGUUGGACCUAAAUAGAUCACAUCGCUAUCAGCCACCGAUGGAGGGGAUCGACAGAAGACUUUCGCUCAUUCUGGAGCACAUGCUUAGAUUCAGAUCAUGCUCUAGGACGUGCGCGUAUCUGUCUGCUUCUUACUGGACGUAGGAAAGACGCUGCAAGAAAACCUCUUAGGGCCCUACUUAAUGAUAGUCAAGCUAAGAGUAUAUUUCAGGAACAACUAGGAAAACAGUUACGCAGCCAUGUAUGUGAUGCCCACCCUGAGGCAGCAUAGAAUGAUAUCCGAAAAGCUGUGGAAACAGCAGUG